Messenger RNA from Lachancea meyersii CBS 8951, 585 nucleotides. The record is from the annotation of a GenBank genome assembly. NCBI's taxonomy places the organism in Eukaryota, Fungi, Ascomycota, Saccharomycetes, Saccharomycetales, Saccharomycetaceae.
AUGGGAGAUCAACAGGUGGUUUUUAUGAGCCCACAAACAGAAAACCUGGACUACUUAUACAGCCUGGUAGAUAGAGUUUCUCAACAAAUGACAGAGAACAAGAAAAAGCGAGCAGCACUGCUACGGGAGAUUGACGUUUUGGUCAAUGAGGUUAAUCGGUCUUCCUUGAAGAAACCGCCGCGGGACACGGAUUUCGAGGUCAUAUCGAGUUUUUUGAAACAAAGAAACAUACAGGUCCAGGAGCCGGUGACACAUCGCAGCCGUUCGGACGCAGAGGAGAUCGAGAACCUGCGAGAACAGAACAGUGUGCUGAAAAGCAUGCUACAGGAGAAAAGUAACAACAACAACGAGAUGCUAACACUGCUGAAAGUGCACGAGGGCUGUCUAUCGGAUGUAGUGAGUCUGCUUCGACGGGACGUGCUGUCAUACCACCAGGGCUUGAUAAACAAGUGCCGGGAACUCUACCAGGAUCGAAUAUGCGUGCUUGAGGAUGAGGAGUUUAAGGAAUACAUGGAAAACGUCACAGAUGUACAGGAGUUGCUGGACAUGUCAGAGAUUUUUCGACUUUUGCUCAGGAUGAGCUGA